Entrophospora sp. SA101 is the source of this 975-nucleotide messenger RNA. Lineage: Eukaryota; Fungi; Glomeromycota; Glomeromycetes; Entrophosporales; Entrophosporaceae. The record is from the annotation of a GenBank genome assembly.
AUGAACAACUUUGAUAUCUUGGUUUCCGCAGCUCUUAGUUUGCACAAUAAUGAUGAUAACAAAGAUUUAAGCGCUUCUUAUCAUCAACAAUCAAACCCCGAGCUUAUGGUGAUCAAUCCAAAUGAAAUAAUCAGAUCUUCUGAAAGAAUAGUUAGCCAACUUGUCAACCAAAACUAUUACUUUAACAUCGAGACUGACAAAUAUAACAAUUCACAACAAAGUAACACAUCAUUUCAAGAAAAGAAGGUCGAGGACGCAUUAAUAAAUGUAAAUAAUGCCAUCAAAACGGCCUUGAAUGUAUAUAAUGAUUUAAUAAGUGCUGUCCCAGAAGGCACUGUGCCAAAUAUAUUACCGCCAAGUAAUUUAAGCGACAGACUUGACGAAUUUAAAAAAGUAUUCAGGUUUGAAAAAAAUCAUGACAGUAAUGAUGAGCCUGUGGAUGAAGAAGAUAUAGAAACCGAAAAGAGCCUCGAAAGUAAACCACACUCAUUGCAACUUUCACAAAAGCGGAAACAGCAGAAACAACUUGAACCAGGAAAUAGCCGGUAUAAUACACGAAGCAAAGAUGGCACAUUAAAGCAUCGAGCCAUAUAUGAUGGAACUAUGAUUGAAGAUGACAAGGCUUCUGUAAAACAGCGUAAAAGAGAGAUGAGAUCAAAUAAUGUCAAAACGCACUCGGGCCAAUUAAUGAAGGGUGCGGGUGAAAAAUGGCGAGAAUUGCCUGAAAGUGAAAAAAGGAUAUAUCAUCUUCGACAAGAGGAGGCCGCAACAAAAUAUCAAGCGGCGAAUAAGAUAAACAAAGCCGAGAAAAAUACCUCGGCACGAAAAAGAUCUUUGGGGGAGGUACCAGAGACACAGAUAACGACAACAGAAUCAAAAUCAUCAUCAUCAAAUGAUAAAUCUUCAAGUCCUUUUCCUGAUGCUGCUGUCAAUAACAAUAGUAGCAGAGCUCACAAGAGACGUUGUAUCUCUUGA